Molecule: messenger RNA, 5930 nt
Organism: Spirometra erinaceieuropaei
Lineage: Eukaryota; Metazoa; Platyhelminthes; Cestoda; Diphyllobothriidea; Diphyllobothriidae
Source: the annotation of a GenBank genome assembly
AUGUUGUUGUCUGCUUUGUUGUCUGCGGCUUUCCUGCCGCUUGUAUGUGGAUUCUACGUUCCAGGCUUUUCACCGAAUGAAUAUAACAUAGGUGACGACGUACCGGUCAGGGUUAGUGUUUGUUUUUCAGUUAAACCCGUUGCUCAGGCGGUCAAGCUUGCCAGUCCGAAGACCCAACUGCCGUAUGAUUACUACCAUUUGCAUUAUUGCAAACCGGAAAACGGGGACUUCGAAUACGAUUCAGUUAAUUUCGGUAUUCUAUUUUACUCUUUUCGAAUAUCUUCAGGGGAAAUCAUUCAUGGCGAUCGAAUUGUUACAACUGCUUAUAAACUCCAAAUGAAGACUGAUGUUUCUUGUCGGCUCGCAUGUCAGCCAGAAAGUCUUUUAUCGUCAGAAGUCGAUCAGUUUAUCUAUCUUAUAAGCAACAAAUAUUCUGUACACAUGUGGGCUGUUAUUUUUCUAUUAAUAAAUUAAUUUAGGACUGUGGACGACCUACCCAUUUCCCGCGAAAAAAUAUCAACUGGUGAUGCCGUGUAUGAAUUGGGCUACCGAAUCGGUGAUAUAGACGAAAACGCAGCAAGGCUUAAUAAUCAUUUGAAAUUUCGUGUUAAAUACCACAGAGUCAAGUUAGAUCCCCAUUUCCUAAUUAGCUUUAAAUAGUGAUAAAUAUCGUGUUGUGGGUGUUACUGUUUUGCCUUUGAGCCUCGACAGUGACUCAGUCAUUCGACAGCCAGACGGAACGUGUCAAAUAAAAAGCUCUGGGAUAAAUCCCCAAAUUUUGAAGUUAGGAGAACCAGCAAAAGUGGCCUUCUCUUACGAAGUUAUUUGGGAAGAGUCUGACAUCGAAUGGACAUCCAGAUGGGACAUAUAUUUAAGCACGGGUGACGGACAAAUCCAUUGGUUUUCAAUAAUCAAUUCCCUCAUUAUAAUAAUAUUUCUCACAGGUACAUUUUUUAAAGUGUGUUAAAUCCACGUCUUUAGGUGUGAUGGCCGCUAUUCUUCUUCGGACCUUACGGAGAGAUAUUUCGCUUUACAACCGCGAGGAAGAUUCCGUAUAUUUCUCAUUCUUAAUCUCUUGUUGCGCAUUUGUUAGCGAGUUUAUAAACUUUAACUUAACUGUUUGUCAGCAUUGAUCUUAAUUUCUUCUUAUAGGAAAAGCAAUGUUUAUCCAGUUUCCUUAUAUACCCUUACACUAGCAGAGACUUUGUCACUCGCGUACAGCCGCUUAAUCUAGGAGUUCUCAUCAGAUGCCUUUUAAGUACAAAAAAAUUUUAGCUGGUCGGCCUCUGGGUUCCCCGUGUUUUUUCAUAUUGAUUGUUAGGAUUUGGGAAAAUUUAAUGGAACAUUUUCCAAAACAGUCUUCGUCUACCUUGUUUUAAUUCCCUUGCAUACUUACUUGCACUUGGUAAACCUGUGAUCCUGCGUGAUCUAACUGCCCUCGUUGAUGUCGCGUAUUAUAUCUCUCCGCGCAUGACGAUUUGCAGUGGCGGGUCUGGACAGCUCGACCCAUCAUCUUUAGUGACGGAGGCGAACGCCGAAUGUUCAGUAGCCACUUGCGUGCUUUGAACUGUGUUAAGCCAUGUUUUGAGUUUACUUCCCCAUCGACGCCUCGAGGUAGGCAUCGACGCCGGAUAGGGAAGAGCAAGACUGAACUUGUGAGAUGGACAAAGGACGUGUUCAAACCACUUCAGUCGUCUUUAUUUGAUGACCAGAGAUAUCUUUACGAUGUCGCAGCGAGUUUAGACUGUCUCAUUUGAGACAAGCUCGGUGCACUUCACUCAAAGCUUAGUCCUCAGAUAGCGGCAAACAAAUUCCUCUACGUUUCGCUAAUAUUCCACGCGCACAGUCCAGCAUUCAAAUCCCUGAAGUAUGACUGGACGGAUGCGCGGUACGCGCGGAUCCUUUUGUCGAUGGCGACAUUGCGUAGGGUUCGUAGAUGCUUUCGAAGGAUUUUGAAGACUGCAAACAGCAUUGAUUCAUAAGACAAUGUCAUCUAUACCUUGUUUAUUCCACAGCGGUCUCGCUCCGAGAUAUUUGAAACUGUCUACUUCAAGUUGACAGCCACCAAUCCUGAGGGGUGUAUUCGCCUGCUCAGGGAUACGUUCAUGGGUAAACUGAUGUAAUUUGCGACUUCAUCCACCCAUGAUACUCCAGACUGUAGAUCACCAAAACUUGAGGCCAACGAGGCGAUAUCAUCAGCGUAGUCCAGAUCAGUCAGUCGGCGUCCGGAUGCAAACUCAGCACCGUCAACACCAUGUAGGGCUCCUCCGAAAAUGCAGUCACUGGCGUAGUUGAACGGAAUUGACGACACAAUACAACCUUUUCGAGCUCGACAUCGGACCUUGAACGGUUGGCAGGUUGUUUUAGGCCAAAACUCGCGCAGUGGGGAGCAUUAGUAGGUCAUGAUCACAGCGUUUAUCUUAGCCUGCGUAACACUUACUUCCAUCAUCUGCGACAGCGGCUCACGAUUAGCCGAACUGAACGCUGCGGCGAAGUCAACAAAGCAGACGACCGUCGGUUUAUGAUAGCCAUGACGAAAUUUAGGAAUGCAUCUCAGUAUGAAUAUCUAGUUCGCGAAUCCACAUCCAGCUUGAAAUCCGGCAUCAUUGGACCUCCUAGAAUCACACACAGCUUAAAAUCCCAUGAGAAGUUCAACAUCAAAGGCCUUCGCAGUAACCUCGAUAAGGCUCAUACCGCAGUAUUUCACACACUGUCUUAUCUCCAUCCUUGAAAACGGAGAGGGCGCUCAAAUCUCCGUCAUAAGGAAAGACCUCAUCUCCCCAUGCUUGAUCUAUCACCUCAUGGAGCAUCAUAGCUUAUUUUCUCUUGCAUCUUCAAUUUGAAUUCAAGCAGUUCGACUGUUAAAUUUCCGACUUCACUCUGUAUACUUCAGAUGGAUUGAAAAGGCGGAGCCGAAUUCUCAGAAAAGUUUUUUUUCGUGGCCUUGCUACACUCGACUGUCUUUGUAGCUUUAUUCCGAUUAGGGAACGUUUGGAUGUGAACUUUUGAUUAAUAUGCACUGUUAGUGAGCCAGGAGAGACUUGGAUUUAUGUGGUCUGUCGAAUUACUGAGAUGUUAUAAAUUCAUUCAAAAAUGUAUAUGCCGUCUACUUUUGUCUCCUAAAAUACGAGUGUUCGAGUUUUAGAAGGGUUUCUUUGUGACUUUACAUGAACGAUUUGCCGCAUUCCAGCUUUAUUGUUUCCGUCCUUUCCUCCGUGUUUAAGGAAGAAAUUAUUGAAGAAUCCGGGUGGAAACUUGUACAUGGUGACGUUUUUCGACCGCCGAGACGAAGUGCUUUACUUGCUGCAUUCAUUGGAUCAGGCGUUCAGCUGCUCUGCAUGGCAUUUAUUGUAUUGUGUAAGCACCAAUCUUCUAUUCCUACGCCGACUUUUCUUUGACUUUAAAAUGUUUCUCUUUCAGUGCGGCUAAUCCACUUAACAUCGAGUAGGCCUUCAUGACUCAUUUUCUUGCACAUAGACAAUCAUUCUUACCUUUUUCUAGUGGCCUGGACUUACCGUUCACCAUAAUCGUCACAACGCUUCGAUGUGGCCGACUGAUAAACUAAAUUUUAUGGCUUCGUGCCAUAUUUAUAACCGUAUUUUUCGUUUCGCAAGCCAAAGUUAUUGGUCGGGGCACAGCCUGUGAUACUACUUUAAAUUAGUAUAUGCAAUCCUUCAAAAUUCUUAUUUAAACCAUCGCUUUGGAAGGAGUGUCCACUUUAGAGACCUAACCGGAGUAUCGCGCUUUUAAAACUGACUUAUAAAGCCUCCGUCACAGCCUAUAAAGCAUUCUGUUACUUGUUCUCAGUGUUAGAUCGUGUCGCAAAGCGAGACCGGAUUUCUAUGCUCAGGGCCUUGAGUUUGCUGGAUUGUCAAAGUUUUGCGACGUCAAGGCGCCUCGCACAUUACAGUUUUGGUGCAGUUGGGAGGCGACUUUUUAGGUGUGCGGACGAUAAUGGUCCUAUCCGUAGGCGUCAGGAGCCCCGACCCCACGCAUGAAUCUGUUAUUAGUGAACCCGGCUGCGAAACUUUGAGCCGAUUAGAAUGUAGUUGAUUUAACCGACCAUACGACCGUCGUUUGAAUACCAAGUCAGAAGAUGUUUGUGGCAGUGCUGGAAACACGUGUUGGUGAUAAACAAUAGGUUCCGAUCAGAAAGGUUUGGAAUUAUCAUCGUUGCCACACAUGAAAACCGGACCCAGAGCGACCAAUAAGGUGACCGUUUGAAGGGUCACUGGGCCCAGUCCGACCAUCCCGGUCCCCGGAAAGAAUCAGCACAUCACCGCCAUUACCCUUACAACAGCCAGCAGGUUUCUUUGUCGAACUGGUCGACAUCUGAUAUUUGUACGUACAUGUAGACGGCAGUGUUCGUGAUGUAAACCUUCAGUUGUACAUAAGCUCUAUGGCUGCUGGUCCCCACUCAAGCAGUGUCUAGAUAGCUUUCACCAUAAGCGCGACCGCCACGCCGUCUUUGGGGGAAAAGUUACGUGAACUGCUGUGUUACAGGGAGUUGACUCCCGAGCUCAUCACUUUCCGAACCCAUGGGCUGGAGGAAUCAGACUUCACACAGGCCAUAUACACCCACGUUGUACUGAUAAAGACUGCGGGCUAUCAGACUUUGGGUAGCAGGUUCUAGGAACGUUAGCAUAUUCCAGCAUCUAAUACCGAUGUUAUAUUUUAGUUUGCGUAGCUCAUAUCGGAUACUGCCCACGCGCGCUUGGGCCCCCAUGGUCGUCGUAGUAUGGAUCGUAGUACUCUAAUCGGACAUUUUCAUGAGGUUUCUUGGAAACUUUGAGUGCAGCGGGUUCCCAACAGGCGCCUGGAUUGUUUGUUCGAGGUUGUCUCCGCUAGCGCUCUGACUUACGAACCUGCCCGCAAGGCAGCGAUGGCAAGCAAACUUAUUUAACGACUAUUCACGGUGUUCAUCGCAGUGCCGUCAUCGGGCCUUGCGGCAUUUGAUGCAGCAGUCAGCGUGUCAGAUCCUUGCUCACCGCGCCCUGGUAGCAUUAUCACCGCGGGUCUGCCGCCGUUUAUCCGCGCGUCUCGAUAGCUUCGCAACUAAUUCUUGCUGAAGACUGUUUGACCAUCCACCACCUAUGCACGCGCCAGCUAGCUAGGAGGUAAGCUAACAGGGAACACGUCCUGCUUAGUUUUCCUGUGUGGUCGUGAAUAUUGUAUUGGACGACUAGAAAAAGAGCAUAAGCCGAAGGUCUUGAUCACCUUCACUUGAAACCAACUCCUAGAGUGGUGUACACAUGCAUCAUUUCGACUGAAAGCGCUCGCUUUCGCUACAACAGCCACGCCAGCAUACUCCGGGGAAUUCAUGAACAACGUCAAGGACAGUCAUGCUAUAAGUCUCGAGUCCCGUGCGUUUAAUUCUACUGCCCAAAAUCCAGCGCUGCCGCUUAUUUUGAGGCGCUGCAACGGCCUCAACCGAUAACGUUGUUUGACACAGUCAAGAUAUUGAGGUGGUUCCUGAACUCGCGCUAUUCGGUCUUUAUCAUCGGAGAAGAAAGUGGAUCGAGCUCACUCAGUCUGUUACCGCACAUCUUUGCUCAUGGAGAAACACCAUCCGCAUCAUAUACUGGGGGGGGGCGGCCUGAUCGCAGCCGAGUCAACUACAAAUCAGUGUGUGCUUAUUUUGUAACCUGUACGCAACUGGUUGUAGUACUCAGCUGGCCUGAGGUGACGUUGCCGACCGUAAGGCCGCUUUCCGAACCGCGGAAACGAUACUAACGUAAGGUGCUUUCUUUGCACGCCUGUUCAAACCUUCCGUCCUCAUUCUAAGUUGGACACAUUAAUGCCAGAGAUAGGCAAAAAGUCCCACUGUCUUUUUCAUUCUAGCCACUGACAUAUUUUCUUCGGCUGACGAUGCUCCCCGUCGGAGCACAAAGAGAUUUCCACAAGAACUCCUAAGCGGGUCUUGGCUUUAA